Molecule: messenger RNA, 3669 nt
Organism: Magallana angulata
Lineage: Eukaryota; Metazoa; Mollusca; Bivalvia; Ostreida; Ostreidae
Product: dynamin-like 120 kDa protein, mitochondrial
Exons: 30
Coding region: 124-3105 (993 amino acids)
Biological process (GO): mitochondrial fusion
Cellular component (GO): mitochondrial membrane; microtubule; cytoplasm
Molecular function (GO): microtubule binding; GTP binding; GTPase activity
Source: RefSeq, a predicted model, not a curated record
GAAUAACGGAAAUGGUUUGGGAAAUUCGGACGACAGCAUUCAUGAUUCGAGAUGAUAGCUAAUCUGAAAGUAGAACACUGUACAUGUUAGGUGUGAUAUUUUUGACAAAGCAGCAGCUUUGAGAUGAGCAUGCUUAUUUGUGGAAGAUUCGGGCCUCACUGUGAAAGAUAUGUCCAACAGGCACUGAGAAAGCACAGUCUACAGCAAUCACGGAACAUCGUAUCUAAAAAUCAUGCCUUAUUAAAGGCCUCAUCAUCUAGUCAGUCACCCAUAUUACUCAUCUCUGAAAGAGGGCUCUGGAGAUUCUAUCAUGCUUACAAAAAUAGAUCGUCCAGACACCUUCUGUCAUCCAGAGGCCACUUGUUGGUGCCUAGCAAUCGGCAUAAUAUUGUCACAUGGACCCGAAUAACCAAGGCCUUGAUUAGGCCCCGCAAUAUCAUCAUUACCGGGCUAGUUGGAACAAGCGCAGUCAUAAGUCAGAAAAUAGAAGCUGUCAGACAGCAGUUACCUGAUUUAGAAUGGAUGAAGGAAUACAUGCCAGAAUCUGAAGCAGUCAAAAACCUCAUGAAGAGCAUCCAAAGUGCAACCUCCAAGCUCAGCCUACCAGAAAAGGGCUUUAUUUCUAGCCACUUGCCCAAAGUAAAGGAUGCUGCUGUGGUUGAGGGAAUCAAAUCCUGGUGGGAGGAGAAUGCAGGGAAGAACAGUGCUGCUGUGUUGUCUGAAGGUGGCCGGGUCUUGUAUGCCAUAUCCCAAGAUACAGAUCAAAAAGGCACCACCCACAAGAACACGGUUCCUUUGCUGGGCUUUGGGAGGUCAGGGGCAACAGCAACCUCUAGUAAAAAGAAUCCAGAAAAGGAAAGACUGGAGCAGGUCCAGGACGAGAUGAUUCAAAUUCAGAUACGAUACCAAAAGGAAAUAGACAGAUUGAUAAAAGAAAAUAAAGAUCUGCGGAAAAGUUUAAUGUUGAAAGAGCCCAAAAGUGGACGUAAAAGAACAAUGAGGAAGAGCCUGAUAGACAUGUAUUCGGAUGUGCUUGAUGAGUUAGAACGCUACGAUUCCAGCUACAACACACAGGACAACCUACCCCGGGUUGUUGUUGUGGGAGACCAAAGUUCUGGAAAAACCAGUGUCUUGGAGAUGAUAGUACAAGCUCGUAUAUUUCCCAGGGGAUCUGGUGAGAUGAUGACAAGGUCGCCGGUCAAGGUCACCCUCAGUGAGGGUCCCUACCACAUUGCAUCAUUCAAAGACAGCUCCAGAGAAUUUGAUCUCACAAAGGAAAGUGAUCUUGCUGCACUGAGAAAAGAAGUGGAACUGAGAAUGAAAGCCAGUGUUGGUGAUGGAGAGACAGUGAGCCAAGAGUCAAUAUCCAUGACAGUGAAGGGCCCUGGACUCCAGCGAAUGGUACUUGUGGAUCUACCUGGUAUUAUCUCUACAGAAACUUCGGUGAUGGCCCCGGAGACCAAGAAUAACAUCCGCAAGAUGGUGAGGGGACACAUGGAAAACCCCAACGCGAUUAUUCUGUGUAUUCAGGACGGAGCUCUUGAUGCUGAGAGAAGUAACGUGACGGAUCUAGUCAGCCAGAUGGACCCCACAGGAAAACGCACAAUAUUUGUCCUCACCAAAGUCGACCUAGCCGAGUCCAAUCUGUACAACCCAGACAGGAUCAAAUCCAUAUUGGAAGGCAGACUGUUCCCGAUGAAGGCUCUAGGAUACUUCGCUGUGGUCACUGGAAGGGGUAACCAGAAUGACAGUAUUCAAGAAAUAAAAAAUUACGAGGAAAACUUCUUCAGGAAUUCCAAACUAUUCAAGGACGGUGUACUGAAGCCAACACAAAUGGGUACACAGAGUAUGAGCAUGGCUGUGUCAGAACUCUUUUGGAAAAUGGUACGAGAAACCGUGGAGCAACAGGCCGAUGCUUUCAAAGCAACAAGAUUUAAUUUGGAAACAGAAUGGAAAAAUACAUUCCCAAGACAAAGAGAAUUAGAUAGGGAGGAACUCUUUGAGAAAGCUAAGGGUGACAUCUUGGAUGAAAUCAUCAACCUUGGCCAGCUCACUCCAAAAGAAUGGGAGGAGGCAUUUUAUAACAAACUGUGGGAGAGGGCAUCUUCUUAUUUCUUUGAGAGCAUCUACCUCCCUGCUGCUCAAACCGAGAACUCUGGAAUUUUCAACACAACAGUGGACAUCAAACUGAAACAGUGGGCCGACAACAUGCUGCCCAAGAAAUGUGUAGAGGUUGGCUGGGACACGCUUCACGAUGAAUUCAUAAAAAUCGUAGAAAAAGAUAAGAAAAACAAGGGACAUGAUGAGAUCUUUGACCAGCUGAAGUUAGCGGUCAUUGAGGCCAGCAAGAACAAGCACCAGUGGGACAGUAAAGCAGAGGACAGUUUGAGGGUCAUUCAGGUGAACACCCUGGAGGACCGGUCUGUGACGGACAAACAGCAGUGGGACGCCGCCGUCAAAUUCAUGGAAGAGACGGUCAAAGGUCGUCUACACCAGACACAAGACAAGCUAAAAGAGCUGACUGGUCCAGGAAAGUGGGAGCAGUGGACCCACUGGAAGUCCAAGACUCAGGACCACAGAAACCGAGGGGCCACCAAAGGGGAGUUGGAGAAAAUCCUGUCUGCUGAAAAAGACCACAAGUCAAACCUGGCCACAGAUGAACUGACCACUGUCCGCAGAAACCUGCAGACCAGCGGAAUAGAAGUCACCAAUGACUUUAUAAGGGAAACUUGGUACCAUGUGUACAGACAGUUCUUCCUGACCAAGGCCCUGGGCCAGUGUCAGGAGUGUAGGAAGGGCUUCUACUACUACCAGAAAGGAUUCACAGACUCAGGGCUGGAGUGUAAUGAUGUUGUGCUCUUCUGGAGGUUACAGAGAAUGUUACAGAUUACCAGUAAUGCUCUACGACAACAAGUUGUAAAUAAUGAAGCAAGAAGGUUGGAGAGAAUAAUAAAGGAAGUUUUGGAUGAAUUUGGGGAAGAUCAGGACACUCUAGCCAAACUGCUGACUGGUCCUAGAGUUCAGUUGGCCGAGGAACUAAAAAAAGUCAGACAGAUUCAAGAGAAAUUAGAAGAAUUUAUCCAAGCUCUAAAUAAGGAGAAGUGAUGACAACUCACAACCUAGGAGGCAGAGGAGCACGUCUGUGAUUUUUAUUUGCAUUUUUGGGCAGAAACUCUGGAAAAAAAAAGAACCCAUUCAAACAGAACUUUUUCGGUUUCUUGUACGAGUUUGAUGUUUAGCUUGAAUACUUCUUUAUAUAUGUGGUGCAGAAAUGAUCAUUUUUCUAAUGAAUCUUGUAACUAGUGCUGAAAUUCCUUUGUUUAUAUAAUACAAAUAGGAAUUUAUUUACACGCAUGAUGCAGAAAUAACCUUGAUCAUUGUCUUUGUAUUGCUGAAUGUUAAUUAUUUUCGGCAGAAUUGUAUGAACUCUAUUUAUAUGAAAUGUCUACUAUUUGCAUCUACAUAUUGUACAUGUACUAUGUAUUUGUCAACAAGAUUGCACAGCAUUAUCGACAUCGUGUGCAAGAAAAAAAAACCAGAAUACAAGUUUUCUGAUGAUGCUGUUAUUUUAAUGACUUGUAUUAGUCACACAACAGCAUAUAAAAUUUGUGUGCGUUUUAUUUCCAUGGUAUAUAUAUGUUACAUUGAAAAAUAAAUGUGUUAAAAUAU